Neohortaea acidophila is the source of this 666-nucleotide messenger RNA. RefSeq lists its product as uncharacterized. Bases 1 to 666 code for a protein of 221 amino acids. NCBI's taxonomy places the organism in Eukaryota, Fungi, Ascomycota, Dothideomycetes, Mycosphaerellales, Teratosphaeriaceae. The record is from RefSeq and is a predicted model, not a curated record. The transcript has a single exon.
AUGUUCUUCUCCACCCUCAUCCCCGCCGCACUGUGUGCGGUGAGUGUCUCGGCGGCGCUGUCGCCGCCAGUCCUCCACCAGCAAAACAUGGUCGACCGGGCUGAGGUCCAGCUGCACUCUUCGUCCGACUCCGAGGCGGGGCCGUGCGGAGAGAAGCCGACGGAGACCACGUUCGUCAACACCGGCGCCUGCUACCCGCUCGACUCGCGCGCCGUUUCCGUCAACCCUCUUGAGGACCGCGACUGCGAGUACCACCUCUUCACCGGCUCGUCUGACUGCGACGCCGAUGGCUCGUUGCUGACCAAGACGUCGCUGCUCGCCGGCGGCGAGGCAUCGUGCGUCGAGACUGGCAUCGAAGACGAGGAAAACGACGAAGCGAGCGCCAUGCUGGUGUGCAGCUCCACGGUCAAGCCUGACUUGAAGCGUCGCCAAUUCCCCGGUGACCGCAACCCAUUCGGCCUGCCGCCUUUCAACCCCGACCCAUUCAACGAUGACCCAUUCCCCGACCCGUUCAACCCCGACCCAUUUGGACCGCAUGAGCCUAACAAUCCUUUUGGCCUGCCGCCGUUCAAUCCCAACCCAUUUGGACCGCAUCAACCCAACGACCCAUUUGGCUUCCCGUUCCCUCCAUUCAGGCCGCCUCCUCCGAUCCCGACCGUUUUUUAG